UUAGCCUACCCUCACCUUCACCUUCCUCUCUCUGUGAUAUCGACAGAGAUAUAUAGAAACCAAAACCUAAUGUCAAUAAUCACAUAGGAAUCUCGAUCGUUUGCCAUUUAUAUAUAUAUCCUCGCUUUCUUCCCUCUGUUAUCUACGUCUUGCAAUUUCCCUUUCCUUUAAGUUUAGUGUAAAGCUGGGUUAACAUCAGAACGUACUGCUAGGCCGGCCAGCCAGUUCGAUCAGAAAGCUUAACCCAGAAUUUAAUCCGAAAACUUAAAUAGAACCCUUCUGCAGAAGAAAUAAAAUGGUAUACCACCAGCGCAAAAAAGGUGAAAAGCCUAGGGAGGAAGAAGAUGAUGAGGAGUGUCAGACCCUUGCUAUGGAGUGUGCGAGCUCUAGUUAUUACAAAAGAUCAACUUCAAAGCUUUUCACCUUUCUCUUCAUCUGUAUUCUCUCUUGUAGCUUCAUAUUAGCCCCUCAUCUGAUAUUUUCCUCUGUCCCCACUUUCUCCCUUUCAAAACCACCGGAAGGAGAAAAUGAAGGCCCGAGUACUGCUGCUGUUACCGACGCAAAGGCUCCCUUGUAUUCUUCGAUGUCUAAUGCUGCAGGAGCUAUUUGUUGUGAUAGAAGCAGUAUGCGUUCAGAUGUUUGUACCAUGAAAGGGGAUGUAAGAACACACUCGCCUUCCUCUUCUAUCUUCGUUUACGCAUCGCAAGACCAAGCAGUGAAGAAUGAGGAGGACCUCCAACACGAAAAGAUCAAACCCUACACCAGAAAAUGGGAAACAAUUAUUAUGGACACCAUUGUUGAGUUGGACCUCAUUGCAAAGAAACGUACUCUGAUCAUGAACCAUCAUAACUGUGAUGUCCAACAUGAUGUUCCGGCAGUGUUUUUCUCAACCGGGGGUUACACCGGCAACGUCUACCAUGAAUUUAAUGAUGGGAUUAUGCCACUGUACAUUACUUCCCAACAUUUCAACAAGAAGGUUGUGUUCGUCAUUCUUGAAUUUCACAAUUGGUGGGUCAUGAAAUAUUCGGACAUUCUCUCCCAUCUCUCAGAUUAUCCUGUAAUAGAUUUCCAUACAGAUGAGAGAGUUCAUUGCUUCCCUGAGGCCAUCGUUGGUUUGAAAAUUCACGAUGAGCUCACUGUGGAUUCUUCAUUGAUGGAAGGGAAUAAGAGCAUCGUCGAUUUCCGAGAACUCCUUGACAGAGCUUACCAGCCUCAGAUUAGAAGUCUAAUGCAUAUGCAUGAACAUGCAAAGGUUUCUGAUGUUCUUUCGAAAUCGAAAAGGCCAUCCAGAAUCAGGAGAAAUGUGCAAGAGCGUGCAUUCAAUAACGAGCCGAAGUUGGUUAUCAUAUCUCGGAAUGGAUCAAGGGCGAUAACCAAUGAGAAUUUGCUGGUGAAAAUGGCUGAGAAAAUCGGGUUUCAUGUCCAAGUUUUGAGGCCGGAUAGCAGGACAAUGUUAGCAGAGAUUUAUUGGGCUCUAAAUUCGAGCGAUGUCAUGAUUGGGGUUCAUGGUGCUGCCAUGACACAUUUUCUGUUUAUGAAGCCUGGUUCUGUGUUUAUCCAAGUCAUUCCUCUCGGAAUUGAAUGGGCAGCAGAGGCAUACUAUGGAGAACCUGCAAAGAAGCUUGGGUUAAACUACAUUGGAUACCAAAUCCUUACUAAAGAGAGCUCGUUAUGUGACAAAUAUAACAAGGAUGAUCCUGUUCUUAAAGAUCCAAGGAGUGUAACCAGAAAGGGAUGGCAAUACACAAAGAUGAUCUAUCUUGAGGGUCAGACGGUGAGACUAGACCUCCCAAGAUUUCGGAAACAAUUGGUUGGCGCUUACAAUUACACCAUUGAUAGAUUGAAACAGCAGCGUUCCAAUAUUCAGUCACAUUGAGUUCAUUAGUAUCG
This is a messenger RNA of Fragaria vesca subsp. vesca, 1890 nucleotides long. RefSeq lists its product as uncharacterized. Bases 296 to 1876 code for a protein of 526 amino acids. The record is from RefSeq and is a predicted model, not a curated record. Gene Ontology annotation, molecular function: glycosyltransferase activity. The transcript has 3 exons. Lineage: Eukaryota; Viridiplantae; Streptophyta; Magnoliopsida; Rosales; Rosaceae.